This is a messenger RNA of Raphanus sativus (radish), 1282 nucleotides long. RefSeq names its product tubulin gamma-1 chain-like. Gene Ontology annotation, cellular component: gamma-tubulin complex; cytoplasm; microtubule. The record is from RefSeq and is a predicted model, not a curated record. Gene Ontology annotation, biological process: meiotic spindle organization; mitotic sister chromatid segregation; mitotic cell cycle. Gene Ontology annotation, molecular function: structural constituent of cytoskeleton; GTP binding. The transcript is spliced from 8 exons. Lineage: Eukaryota; Viridiplantae; Streptophyta; Magnoliopsida; Brassicales; Brassicaceae. The coding region runs from base 583 to 1098 and encodes 171 amino acids.
UAGAGAGAGACAUUAAUGUGCAGUCCACUGAGCAACUGACACGUAGGGGCUCUUAGCAACUCUAAAAUGCCCACAUUUCUGCUCUUUUUAUUGCUUUUUCACUCGACUUUUGAAAAAAUGGCUAACGCGCCACUCGUAAUUAUUUAUAAUCAUUUUCAUCAUCUUCUUGGUUCACAGUCUCUAGAAACCCUAGUUUUUGUCUAAUAACGCUGCAAGUGGAAGUGGGACAAUGCGAUUAUCGGGAUGGAGUUCUGGAAACAGCUCUGCCUCGAGCACGGCAUCAGUAAAGAUGGUAUCCUCAGAGGACUUGGCUAGCUAUCACCAGGGGAAAGGUGUUGAAGAGGAGGAGAUCAUGGAUAUGAUUGAUCGAGAAGCUGAUGGAUAAGUGACAGCCUUGAGGGUUUUGUUCUCUGCCUCUCCAUUGCUGGUGGCACCGGCUCAGGCAAAUGUUAUUCGCAAAACUACCGUGCUGGAUGUUACGAGAAGGCUUCUACAGAUGAGCUGUUGGCUUUCUCCAUCAUUUUCUCGAAAUUUGAAUAGGAUGUUCUUCUAACAUGAUUGUAUUAGCAGACAAAGAAUGUCAUGGUGUCGUCUUAUGCUAGAAACAAAGAAGCUAGCCAGGCAAAGUACAUAUCUAUAUUGAAUAUUAUUCAAGGAGAAGUCGAUCCCACUCAGGUGCAUGAGAGUUUGCAGAGGAUUCGAGAAAGGAAGCUUGUUAACUUCAUUGAGUGGGGACCUGCAAGCAUACAGGUUGCACUUUCCAAGAAGUCCCCAUAUGUUCAAACUGCCCAUAGGGUGAGUGGUCUUAUGUUAGCAAGCCACACGAGUAUCAGGCACCUUUUCAGCAAAUGUUUUAGCCAAUAUGAGAAAUUGAGGAAGAAGCAAGCUUUUCUUGACAAUUACCGAAAGUUUCCCAUGUUUGCUGACAAUGAUCUUUCAGAGUUUGAUGAAGCAAGGGACAUAAUUGAGAGUUUGGUAGAUGAAUAUAAGGCCUGUGAAUCACCAGAUUACAUCAAAUGGGGAAUGGAGGAUCCUGAACAGCUUUUAACUAGUGAAGGCAAUGCUUCUGGUGUUGUGGAUCCUAAUUUGGCAUUCUAAAUAUAAUAAAGAUAGGUCCCAAUAAAUAUAUGAAAAUCCAGAGUAAAGGUAUGAUGUUGUACCUUUAACUGAGAUUUUUCAGGUCAUCAUAUGUUUGCUUUAGAAUGGGUUUUGGUAGGAUGAGUAGUAAACUAGAAAAAGAGUGUGGCAGGUAAACCUUAAAUGGUAUUAAACUAUUAGUAAU